This is a messenger RNA of Adelges cooleyi (spruce gall adelgid), 3730 nucleotides long. RefSeq names its product fibroblast growth factor 1-like. Bases 2556 to 3074 code for a protein of 172 amino acids. The transcript is spliced from 3 exons. Gene Ontology annotation, cellular component: cytoplasm. Gene Ontology annotation, biological process: positive regulation of cell population proliferation; animal organ morphogenesis; fibroblast growth factor receptor signaling pathway. Gene Ontology annotation, molecular function: growth factor activity; fibroblast growth factor receptor binding. The record is from RefSeq and is a predicted model, not a curated record. Lineage: Eukaryota; Metazoa; Arthropoda; Insecta; Hemiptera; Adelgidae.
ACUUAACAUCCCAAUUUACAUCCAAUAUUUUUUUGUCGUAAAACAUAUUAAAAGUAAAGCGUGUACUAUAUGUAACUUUUUUAAGAUUGCUACGUACUGAAGAUAUUAUUGGACAUUCCAAUUCCAGUAAUUGUGGUGCUGGGACUGUCAAAAUAAUUAAGUCAAAUAUUUGUUCAAAUCCAUCGGUACAUUUAACAUUUCCUGAUGGCAAUAUAGAACUAACUCUUCUUUCAAAUACAAUUGAAUCCACCUUAGCAUUAUCUAAUAAAUGCUUUACUAAUGAAUUAGUACCAUUGGGCGCAAUGAAAUGUUGUUCUCCUUGUACCUCUUGUAAUCCUUCUACAUUACAUGUCAUUGGCACUAGAUGUUUAGUAGAAAUCAAUAAGUUAUAUAUGUCUGAAUAUUUCUUUAACGUCCAUUCGUCUGUGGUGAUAAAUUGAGCCCCAAGAUCAACAAAGGUUCCAUUUGGUCCACGCCGCACUGAUGUUCGACCACCAGGGCCUCUAGCUUUAUCCCAUAAAGUCAGAUGGACAUUUGAACUACGCGUGCGUAAUAAAUAUGCAGUUAUUGUAGAGGUCAAACCACAACCAACUAAGAGUACCUUCAUGGCGAUUGAAAAAUGUAUGUUUAAAAUAAUUGGUUUAAUAAAAAAUAAUUAUAAGGUUAAAAACUCAAUUUCAAAAUUUCGAUAGCAAAAUUCGACGAGAAUAAACUUUACCAAUCAGUUUCACAAAAUAUAAAUGUUAUUAUUUAUGUUAAUUUAUCCAUGUUCCAUAACAUAACAAUAAUGUUGUGAUAAGUAUAAAUCACUCCAGCUCUUCCGUACUGUAUGAAUGUUAACUGCUGAUUGCUGAAUAUUACAAUAAUAUUCAGAAUGAUAAUAUCACAGCCUUCAUAAUUGAUAUCAUACAAAUUGAGAACCACUGUCAAACAGCCCCCGGAAAUCAUAUAAAUUUAAAAAAACGUAGUUUCCACAACAGAGCACGGGUACAAUCCACUGAACCAAGUUGGAGUGAUAAUAUAUCAAUCCAUCUUGCACUUACCAAGAAAAAAAGAGUUCUGCAGAUUCCUAAUAUUAAUAUAAUAUAUUGUGAUGUGAGUACUGAGUUCUAACACCGCCUAAUAAGUAAUAAUCAUUUUUUGUCAAAAAUGAGUUCGGUACCCUAUUUAAUGUAUUUUUUCGUGGCCGAUCGAAUGGUCACCAUGGCGUGAUGAUCGGAGCACUAAAAAUAGGAGAAAAACCAACACCACAUAAACGAUAUUUCCUAAUAAAAUGAAUCGAUUUUUUGCGCCUUCUGUAUAAUUUGGGAAAUUUAAUUAGGACUUGGGUGGUGUUAGUACUCGCAUGGUAAUACAUAAUAAUAUAAUAUAUAUUAUUGAUCAACUAAACAUAUUUAAAUAGAGGUUUUUAUUAUACUUUAAUUGCUCGAAUUGGAAUAACAAAACUAGGGGGAUGUUUUUACUUUAAAAUUUAAAAAAACGCACCCGGCAUUUUUUUACCCCUAAAAAAACUACCGCUUUUAAAAAUUAGUAGGGGUACGCUAUGAUUUCUGAAAAAAGAAGUUUUGGUACUCAGUCUUCCUCCCUUCCAAUUCGAGUACAGCAGAGUUUAGAGUUCAAUACAAUAUUAUCAUAAGAUACAAUGUUAUUAUAAAAUUGUUAACUAAUUAGUUAAUUACUUUAGAAGCACUUAAUCUAGGUAUUUCUUAAUUUUAAUGUCAAUUGCUACUAUCCUAAGGUCAUGUAGGUCUUAAAAAUUUUUUAAAGAGUCGGGGGAAAAUAAUGCGUAGUUAUAUUUUUUUUAAAUGACCCAUUUAAGUACAUAUAUACACAAUUAAAAAUCGAGACAUUUCUACAUGAGUAUUUUAGAUAAAAAAAAUUAUUGGAAAAGUUUUAAACGUUUGGCAUUUCUCAAAUUGAAUUUCCUAUUACUCUGUUUCUUAGCACGUAAGAGCUUGACUUAAGCAUUUUACAACGUAAAAUUUAACUAAUAUGCUGUAUCGCCGGCAAUCCAAAAUAUGGGAUUCGCUUUAUUUUUGUAAUUUUUUCUUAAAAUUAAAUUGUUUAUUUAUUGUCCCUAAGACGUCCCGCCGCCGUGAAUCCUACAAUCAUUAAACAGCAAGUCGAAGCUGUAAAACAACUAAGUACAAUAACGUAUUAUUAUAACUAUUAUUAGUAAAACCAGACAUUCUUUGGUAAUAGGCAGUAUAAGUUCAUAUCCUAUGAUAAAUAUUAUGUCGCCAAUUGCCGGAAAAAUAUAUGGAUACCUACUAAUAUUAGAAUCUAGCAUUGGAGCUCUGCCCACGUCAGCCCACUCCCGUCUCACGCAUGUGCCUUAUGGUCAUUCUACAAAACAUCUUGUAAAAACUAAAAUUAAUAUUUGAUGUUCAUCCACCUACUACAGUGAAUGUCUACUAAUAUAUAUUUUCAUACAGCAUAAAUAAUAAACGCGAUGCUUUAAGGUAUGUACUAUGCGUUAAUGCCAAUCAUUAAUAAAGAGUACAAUAAAUUACCAUAUAAUAUUUUAUUGUUACCGAUAAAAAAAUUCAUGGAUCAUGGAAAAUAUAAAACAAACAUCAACGACUAAAGAAAACAGUACAACAGAUACUCAAAAUUGUAUAUUAUCUAGCCAAUCAUCGUGGGAUUCUCAUAGAAGCACAACACUGCACAGCCCAACCAGACAUUAUGGUCGAAGAAUGAAAUUAAAUUGCAGACAUGGUUAUAAUCUUGCUAUAUUGCCAGAUGGGACAGUGUCCAGCUCUGAUGAUAGCUCAAACAAAUUUUGUAUACUGGAAUUCACAUCUAUGUUCCCAGGACACGUACGCAUUAAAGGAGUAGAAGCCAACCUAUAUUUAGCUAUGAAUAAACAAAGCAAACUCUAUGGAGAGCCUAAUCCAACCAAAAAUUCCACAAUUUUCAUUGAACAGCCAGAAGGGCCUUAUAGUGCUUACUUAUCUCUUAAAUAUCAAAGGAAAAAAUGGUAUGUGGCAAUCAAAAAGAAUGGAAAAAUUAAAUUGGGUACACUAACAAGAAGAGGGCAAAACGCUACACACUUUUUACCUGUAACUGUAUAAUAUACAUUCAUCUAACUCUUUUUAUUUUUAGCACUUAGCAGUAUUAACUUACAAGCAUUCGCGUCUUAAAAAGUCUUAUUGGCGUAUUGUGCAGUGGUGUUUACACCGCCAUUGAAUUUUUGUACUAUAAGUCGUGGUGUUAAAGAGUACGCAUACGCGAGCGCUUGGAGGUUACAUUAAUUUUGUUACUAUCAUUUAAUGUUCCUCUACAUUUUUUAAGUAUUAUUAUUAGUUAAAGAUUAAUAUUAAUAGCUGCACUUUAUUGUUUUAUUUGGAUAUUUAUAUUUUUUAGGUUUUAAAUUUGAUAUGCACCAAAAUUAAUUGUGUUUAGUUAAUAUUUAUGUUCUAUAAUUAAUACAACAAACUAUUUUUGGUCUUUUCUAUAGAAUUUUUAACCAUUUGAUAAUAUACAUAAUUGAUAAUUGUACAUAUUCAACAACAAUUGAAUAAAUAUGUGAAGUAUGUAGGGUUCGGUUAACUGUAAAACACAUUCUUACUGAAUGUUGUAAAUACCUAAGACUGCGAACGGAUAACAGAAUAUCUGAAGACCUUUCAGAAACCCUUAGGUCUCAGCCUGAAGCAAUAACCUACCUCAUACAUUUUUUUAACACUGUAUGAUUUAUGUGAUCAUUUAAAAUAAAGAAAACUAACUGUUA